GUGUGGCUGGGCGGGAGGACUCGGUUUCCCGUGAGGCCCCGCGGCCGCGGGCGGUUCCGGCGGGCGCAGGCCGGGAUGGAGGCCGUGCCCCGCAUGCCCAUGAUCUGGCUGGACCUCAAGGAGGCCGGGGAGUUCGCCUUCAACGCCGCCGUCAAGAAGUUUGUCCUGAAGAACUAUGGGGAGAACCCAGAGAAUUACAAUGAGGAGCUGCGGAAGCUGGAGCAGCUGCGUCAGAGCGCUGUCAAUGUCCCCCGGGACUUCGAGGGCUGCAGCACACUGCGCAAAUACUUCGGUCAGCUCCACUACCUGCAGAGCCGCAUCCCCAUGGGCGCGGAGCAGGAGGCAGCGGUGCCCAUCGCGUGGACUGAGAUCUUCUCAGGCAAGACGGUGACACAUGAGGAUAUCAAGUACGAGCAGGCGUGUAUCCUCUACAACCUGGGUGCGCUGCACUCUAUGCUGGGUGCCAUGGACAAGCGAGUGUCUGAGGAGGGCAUGAAGGUUUCCUGCACCCACUUCCAGUGCGCGGCCGGCGCAUUCACAUACCUGCGCGAUCACUUCCCCCACUCCUACAGCGUGGACAUGAGUCACCAGAUCCUCAGCCUCAACAUCAACCUCAUGCUGGGCCAGGCACAGGAGUGUCUCCUGGAGAAAUCCAUGCUGGACAACAGGAAGAGUUUCCUGGUGGCGCGGAUCAGUGCCCAGGUGGUGGAUUACUACAAAGAGGCCUGCCGGGCGCUGGAGAACUCGGAGACGGCCUCGCUGCUGGGCAAGAUCCAGAAGGACUGGAAGAAGCUGGUGCAAAUGAAAAUCUAUUAUUUUGCUGCUGUGGCCCAUCUGCACAUGGGAAAACAGGCUGAGGAGCAGCAGAAGUUUGGGGAAAGGGUCAUCUACUUCCAGAGUGCUCUGGAUAAACUCAACGAAGCGAUCAAGCUGGCGAAGGGCCAGCCAGAAACCGUCCAGGAAGCCCUGAGGUUCACCAUGGAUGUGAUUGGUGGCAAGUACAAUUCAGCCAAGAAGGACAAUGACUUCAUCUACCAUGAGGCUGUGCCUGCGCUGGACACCCUGCAGUCUGUGAAAGGUGCCCCCUUGGUGAAAGCUCUUCCUGUCAACCCCACGGAUCCAGCUGUCACCGGCCCCGAUAUAUUUGCCAAACUGGUGCCCAUGGCUGCUCACGAGGCCUCGUCCCUCUACAGUGAAGAGAAGGCCAAGCUGCUGCGAGACGUGAUGGCAAAGAUCGAAGCCAAGAAUGAAGUGCUGGACCAGUUCAUGGACUCCCUGCAGCUGGACCCCGACACAGUGGACAACCUGGACAUGUACAGCCACAUCCCCCCCGUCCUGAUGGAGAAAUGCGCCGCACUCAGUGUCCGACCCGACACCGUCAAAAACCUCGUCCAGUCCAUGCAGGUGCUCUCCGGGGUCUUCACCGACGUGGAAGCUUCUCUGAAGGAGAUCCGAGACCUCCUGGAGGAGGACGAGGCUCAGGAGCGGAAGCUCCAGGAGCUGCUGGGGAAGGUCCCGGCCCCCCAGGGGUCCCCCCCGCCGCCGUCCCCGGGGCUGGCUGAGGUCAGCAAGGAGUGCGCCAAGUACCUGGAGGUGCACGAGAAGGCCAGUUUCACCAACACCGAGCUCCACAAGGCCAUGAACCUCCACAUCGGCAACCUCCGCCUGCUCAGCGGGCCGCUGGAGCAGGUCCGCGCCGCGCUGCCCUCCCCGGCCUUGACUGAAGAUGACAAGCAGGUGCUGCAGAACCUGAAGCGAAUCCUGGGGAAGGUGCAGGAGAUGCGGGACCAGCGCAUGUCCCUGGAGCAGCAGCUGCGCGAGAUGAUCCAGAAGGACGACAUCACCACCUCCUUGGUCACCACCGACCGCUCCGAGAUGAAGAAACUCUUUGAGGAGCAGCUGAAGAAGUAUGACCAGAUCAAGGUCUACCUGGAGCAGAACCUGGCUGCCCAGGAGAACGUCCUGAAGGCCCUGACAGACGCCAACGUCAAAUACGCGGCCGUUCGCAAGGCUCUGGCUGAGGUGGAGCACAAGUGGAACACAACCGUCCAGACCUUGGUGGCCUCCUACGAAGCCUAUGAGGACCUGAUGAAGAAAUCUCAGGAGGGGAAGGACUUUUACACCGAUCUGGAGGGGAAAGCCACCAAACUGCUGGAGAAAGCCCGCGCCGCCUGCCAAGCCGCCGAGGCCACCAGGCAGCAGAUCCUGGAGAAGGAGCUGAAGAAGCAGCCGCCCCCGCGCCCCACGGCCCCCAAACCCGCCCUGCCCAGGAAAGAGCUGGACGCCGGAGCGCUGGACGCCGCUGACCUGGCAGCGCUGCCGGAGCUGCCGGAGGAGCUGCGGAGCCUCCCCCCCGACGUGCUGGCCGGUCACCUGGGCCACCUGCCCCCCGCCGCGCUGCCCCCCACACUGCGGCCCCCACUGCAGCCCCUUGCCCGCUUCCCGGGGCCCCCGCUGCCCCCCGGCCACUACCGGCUACCGGCGGUGCCCACCGCGGCACCAGGACCCUUCACCGCUGGCGGGGGGACCCCGGGGCUGCUGCUGCCGCCCUCUGCCCACCAGGCUGCUGGGGGGGCUCCUGGUGCAGCCCCGGCCGCUGCUGCACCCCAGCUCUUCCCGGCCCCCCCGCUGAUGCGAGGCGUGGUCCCAGUACAGCCCAGUACGGUCCCAGUGCAGCCUGGCAUGGUCACGGUACAGCCCGGCGUGGUCCCAGUACAGCCCAGUACGGUGCCGGUGCAGCCUGGUGCAGUUUCCGUGCAUCCCAGUAUGGGACCAGUGCAGCCCAGUACAGUCCCGGUGCAGCCCAGUAUGGGACCAGCACAGCCCAGCACAGUCCCAGUACAGCCUGGCACAGUCCCAGUGCAUCCCAGUACAGUCCCAGUGCAGCCGUAUAUGGGCCCCCAUGUGCCCCCCCCUCGCUCAUCCCCCCAGCACAUUCCCCCUCCGGGCUCAGCCCCCUCCUACGCCCUGGGCCAGCCGGGGAUGCCCCCCCCUGCCCCCCUGCGCCCCCCUGCCCUGGGGGCAGCCCCCAUGGGUGUCCCUGAGCCCCCCCCGGGCCCCCGUCCGGCCACCACCACGGUGGACAGUGUCCAGGCCCCCAUCCCCAGCUGCAACCCGCACCCCCCGCCUCCUGCCCCCUUCCUGCCCCCCCAGCGCCCGGGGGCCCCCCCGGCCCCCUUCCCCUACGCCCCAGGGGGGCUGCAGCCUUUCGGGCAGCCGGGGCCAGCACCCUUUCCCCCCGGGCAGCACCCCCACACUUUUGUUCCCCCUGCGCAGCUGCAGCCCAUGGAGAUGCCCCCCCGGCCCCAGGGGCAGUUCCCCCCAGGCCCUUUCCUGGGGGGCAGAGCCCAAGUCCCCGCUGCUUUCCAGCCCCCAGCCCGGCCCCCGCUGCCCCCCCAGGCCCCUUUUGCCAGCAGCCCUCCCGGGGGGCAGCAGCCCCCAUUACCCCCCCAGAUGUACCCCCUCCCUGGGCAGGACAAACUGCCCUUCCCCAGGGCCCCCGGCCAGAGCGGGGCUCCCCCCCAGCCCCUCCACGCCCCGCUGGGGGGGCUGCAGCCGCUGCCCCCCAACUCCCCCGCUCUGCCCUUCUGCCCCAGCCCUGCCCCCCCCGGCACCAUGGCUAUGGGCCCCCCCGGGCCCCCCCCCGCCAGCCAGCCGGUCCCCACCACGUCCCCCCCCUCUGCCAGCCCCGGCCUGGUGGUCCAGGGUCCCCUGGUCCCCUCCCCGGCGCCCUCCCCGCAGCCCCCCCUGUCCAUGCAGCCCCCGCCGCUGGUCCCUGGUUCCACCGGCCUGUCCCAGCGUCCCCCCCCUUCGCUGACCCCUGCCCCGGCGCCCGGCGACGUCCCCUUCCAGCGCCAAAGCUCCUCCACCGAUGACCUCCUGUCCUCCAGCCCCGAGAGCCAGCACGGGGGCUGCAAGGCGGGCGGGGGGCAGCCCCCCCUGCAGCCCACCAAGGCGGACGCCCAGGAUGGGCAGAAGCCCCGGGCGGUGCAGCUGAUAGAGAACGACCCCUACGAGCAGCCCGAGCGGCUGCGGCGCCUGCUGGCGGAGCUGGAGCGGUUCCGCGCGCUGCUGGAGCGCCCGGGGGAGCUGGACGGCGUCUGGAAGGAGCUGCAGGACGCGCAGGAGCGUGACGCGCGCCAGCUCUCCAUCGCCAUCGCCCGCUGCUACUCCAUGAAGAACCGGCACCAGGACAUCAUGCCCUACGACAGGAACCGCGUGGUGCUGCGCUCGGGGAAGGACGAUUACAUCAACGCCAGCCGCGUGGAGGACCUGUCGCCCUACUGCCCCACCGUCAUCGCCACGCAGGCCCCGCUGCUGGGCACCGCCGCCGACUUCUGGCUCAUGAUCUACGAGCAGAAGGUCUCGGUCGUCGUCAUGUUGGUGUCAGAGCAGGAGCUGGACAAGCAGAAGGUGCUGCGGUACUUCCCCCCGGAGCGGGGCCAGCCCGUGGUGCAGGGGCCCAUCACCCUCAUCCUCACGGGGCUCAAGGUCACCCCCACGCACGUGGAGCGCAUGAUCACGCUGCAGUACCGCGACCAGAGCCUCAAGCGCACCGUGGUGCACCUGCAGUUCACCUCCUGGCCCGAGCUGGGCCUGCCUGACAGCAAGGGGAGCCUCCUGCGCUUCAUCCAGGAGGUGCACGGCCACUACCUGCACCAGCGCCCGCUGCACACCCCAGUCGUUGUGCACUGCAGCUCCGGGGUGGGUCGCACGGGCGCGUUCUGCCUGCUGUACGCGGCCGUGCAGGAGGUGGAGGCGGGGAACGGCAUCCCCGACCUGGCGCAGCUGGUGCAGCGGAUGCGGCGGCAGCGCAAGCACAUGCUGCAGGAGAAGCUGCACCUGAAGUUCUGCUACGAGGCCGUCCUGCUGCACGGGCACCGCCACGGCGUGGGCGUCCCCGCUGUCCCCAAGGCCACUAACAGUGCCUCCCCCAAGCAAUAUGUCCCUCAGGACCCCCAGGACCUGGUGCUGGGGGGGGAUGUCCCCAUCAGCUCCAUCCAGGCCACCAUCGCCAAGCUCAGCAUCAAGCCUGGGGGGGUCAGCGGGGAGCCGGGGGGGGUCUGGAUGCCCGAUCCUGCCCCCCCACCUGAUGCUGUGGACAUGGAGACGACACCGGCGCUUCCCGAUGGCGUGACGGAUGGAAUCGGUGUCCCCGAGCCCUCCCCGCCGCAGCCCCCUGUCCCCGAGCCUCCCGCUGACCCUGAGAGCAGCAACCACGUUGCGGAGACCCCCGAGGUGCCGGGGGGGGAACCGGUGCCCCCCCCCACUGCCCCCCUGUCCUCGCUGGAGCUGCUGGCGUCGCUGACGCCCGAGGCCUUCACGCUGGACGCGUCCCUCAAGGGCAAGCAGCGCAUGAACAAGCAGAACUUCCUGCAGGCGCAGCCGGGCGAGGGGCUGCGGGGCCCCCGGCCCAGCGACGACCCCCUCAGCAUGCUGGACCCCCUCUGGACGCUCAACAAGACGUGAGGCGGGGGGGGUGUCCCCCCCAGACCCAGCACUGCAGGUGCUGCCAUACCUGGUCACCCCGGUUUGGGAUGGGAGCGCUGGGUGGGGGGCACUGGUGGGGUAUGGGGGGCACUGGGGGGGCCCUGCCCUCCCCAGUCUCUCUGUUUGUACAGGUGUCACCACAUUCUUUGACUCCACUUAGAACUGAUUUUUUUUUCAGCUCUUUGCUACUAAAAUAAAGAGUUUGAUCUGCA
This is a messenger RNA of Columba livia (rock pigeon), 5702 nucleotides long. RefSeq names its product protein tyrosine phosphatase non-receptor type 23 (gene PTPN23). NCBI's taxonomy places the organism in Eukaryota, Metazoa, Chordata, Aves, Columbiformes, Columbidae. Gene Ontology annotation, cellular component: endosome. Gene Ontology annotation, molecular function: protein binding; protein tyrosine phosphatase activity. Gene Ontology annotation, biological process: protein transport to vacuole involved in ubiquitin-dependent protein catabolic process via the multivesicular body sorting pathway; early endosome to late endosome transport; protein dephosphorylation. The record is from RefSeq and is a predicted model, not a curated record.